CACAAUUCAUUUGAGUAUAAUCGGAGUUAUAAGGUAGGAAAAAAAGGGGAGUUGAUAUUUUGAGAAUCGUUCGAGACGGCAUUUUAACAAAUUAAACAUGGUACUGUGCUUCGCCCUAUAAGCAUCUAGCAGCCAGUGCUUACCAAUCAAUUCGUAUACAGUGAAACACACCAAGGCUACGUUAGCGUGGAGACCUGCAGUCACGCUUUAUUUCUGGAUAUUGGGACCACUCUACAAUGUCAUAUCCACAAUUUGGAUAUCCUUACUCGUCUGCACCACAAUUCCUCAUGACAACCAACUCCUUGACAACUUGCUGCGAAUCAACCGGCAGAUCCAUCUCGGAUUCCGGAGUUGCAGCCACUGCCCAGACGCCGGUUUACUGCCCCGUUUACGAGAGCAGACUGCUGGCCACCGCCAGGCACGAGCUUAGUUCCGCCGCGGCUCUGGGUGUGUACGGGAACCCCUACACGAGCGGUCAAGGCUAUGGAAAUUACGUUACAUAUGGAACCGAUGCCUCCGCUUUCUACUCACUGGGUACAUUCGAUUCGAAAGAUGCCACAGCAUCUGCGCAUGCGGGGAUAACACAAGCAGCUGCUUACUACCCAUAUGACCCCACCCUGGGCCAGUAUCAAUACGACAGAUACGGAUCCAUAGACGGAGGAACCAGGAGGAAGAACGCGACCAGGGAGACGACCAGCACCCUGAAAGCAUGGCUCCAGGAGCACAGGAAGAACCCCUAUCCUACCAAAGGAGAGAAGAUCAUGCUGGCCAUUAUCACCAAGAUGACCCUGACGCAGGUCUCUACCUGGUUCGCCAACGCCAGGAGGAGACUGAAGAAGGAGAACAAGAUGACCUGGCCCCCCAGGAACAAAUGUUCAGACGAGAAGAGGUAUGAUGAAGAUGACGAUGGGUCGCAGGAGGAGCAGAUCAAAAGUGAAACCAACGAUGAUGAGAACACGAGUCGAGAGGACAAGGAUCUACAACUCAGCGAUCUUGAAGAUUUCGACACAAUUGAGUCUGAAAGCUCCGAAUGCGAGCUCAAGCAUCAGUAUCACUUAAAUACUCACAUGACGACGACUGACUGCCCUAACGGUCACAUUAAAGACACUUCAUUAAAGAUAAGUAUUCCAGUGUCUCUGGGCGGAGAGCAGGACUCGAGAAAAACCUGUCUGAAAACAAGUUCGGAGGAUUGUGAGCACGAUGUGAGCAACGGAAGACAAGUUAAAACGUGCUACGAGCAAGGCCACCAAAUACUAGACGGGAAACCAAGAAUCUGGUCGCUGGCCCAAACUGCAACUUCUUUGAACCAGACUGAGUAUCCGUCGUGUAUGCUGAGAUGUCAGCCAACCAUGUCCCCGUCUCCCGUGGCCGACUCUCCUGUGCACGUUAAUGACAGGCAGGAUUCGCCGGUCACAACUCUCAGAAACUGGGUAGAUGGGGUUUUCCACGACCCUCUGUUUAGGCACAGCACUUUGAAUCAGGCUUUGACCAACACUUCCGUUUCUUGGACCACGACCACCAAAGGCUCAAUACUGGAGACAGGUGCGCUCGACCGCUCUCUUGGAAACAACGUUGUCAAAGGACACGCUCCCAUGCAGCACCAGGAUUCCACCAAGGACACUAUGAAUUUCCCCAAAAAUGUGAACAAACUUUUCUGUUCGUAACACGCCAAAUUAGAUUUUUACUUACAAGAGACUUGCGGUAUAGGCCUGUGUUUAUGGGCGUUUAACAUGAGCAAUUGAACUGAGAAUAAGCUGUUGAAGUUGGUUACAUCUGUUUCAUGAUUCUUUUUUAAGCAAGGAUAUAUUUGUGUACAAUGGCAUUUCACUGGUGAAUUUGCAAACGGGAUUCGUUUGAGCGUAUUAGUAUUUCGUUUUAAACGCACGUUCCAAAUAUAUAAAUGUAUAACUGAAAGUUUACAUUCGAAAAAAAGUUUACAGGAUAUUUUCUUUUUCUUAUAGCAUGCAAAUGUUACAGAAUAUGCUUUAGAUCUCAGUUGAGCCAUCGUUAACAUUUGGCUUGUGAGUCACACUGUUGAAAGAAAAAAAGUCACACAAAUGCACUGCU
Osmerus eperlanus (European smelt) is the source of this 2067-nucleotide messenger RNA. It is a transcript of the gene irx4a, whose product is annotated as iroquois homeobox 4a. Gene Ontology annotation, molecular function: DNA-binding transcription factor activity, RNA polymerase II-specific; RNA polymerase II cis-regulatory region sequence-specific DNA binding. Gene Ontology annotation, biological process: cell development; regulation of transcription by RNA polymerase II; neuron differentiation. NCBI's taxonomy places the organism in Eukaryota, Metazoa, Chordata, Actinopteri, Osmeriformes, Osmeridae. The coding region runs from base 237 to 1664 and encodes 475 amino acids. The transcript is spliced from 5 exons. The record is from RefSeq and is a predicted model, not a curated record. Gene Ontology annotation, cellular component: nucleus.